AUCUCCUACAAAGGAUGUGCUACACAGCUCUUUUUCUUUCUCUUCUUUAUUGUGGCAGAGUUUUAUCUCCUGACCAUCAUGUGCUACGACCGCUACGUGUCCAUCUGCAAACCCCUGCACUACGGGACCCUCCUGGGCAGCAGAGCUUGUGCCCACAUGGCAGCAGCUGCCUGGGCCAGUGCCUUUCUCUAUUCGCUGCUGCACACAGUCAAUACAUUUUCCCUGCCCCUGUGCCAUGGCAAUGUCCUGGGCCAGUUCUUCUGUGAAAUCCCACAGAUCCUCAAACUCUCCUGCUCAAAUUCCUCACUCAGGGAACUGGGGCUGCUUGCAGUUAGUGCCUGCUUGCUAUUUGGUUGUUUUGUUUUCAUUGUUUUCUCCUAUGUGCAGAUCUUCAGGGUCGUGCUGAGGAUCCCCUCUGAGCAGGGACGGCACAAAGCCUUUUCCACCUGCCUCCCUCACCUGGCUGUGCUCUCCCUGUUUGUCAGCACUGGUACAUUUGCCUACCUGAAGCCCCCCUCCCUCUCCUCCCCAUCCCUGGAUCUGGCCCUGUCAGUUCUGUACUCAGUGGUGCCUCCAGCCCUGAACCCCCUCAUCUACAGCCUGAGGAACCAGGAGCUCAAGUGUCUCCCUUGA
Melospiza melodia melodia is the source of this 633-nucleotide messenger RNA. Its product is annotated as olfactory receptor 14J1-like. Gene Ontology annotation, biological process: G protein-coupled receptor signaling pathway. The annotation marks the transcript as partial. Gene Ontology annotation, molecular function: odorant binding; G protein-coupled receptor activity; olfactory receptor activity. Lineage: Eukaryota; Metazoa; Chordata; Aves; Passeriformes; Passerellidae. The transcript is spliced from 2 exons. Gene Ontology annotation, cellular component: membrane. The record is from RefSeq and is a predicted model, not a curated record.